This is a messenger RNA of Dromaius novaehollandiae (emu), 3405 nucleotides long. It is a transcript of the gene FBXL3, whose product is annotated as F-box and leucine rich repeat protein 3. Bases 264 to 1565 code for a protein of 433 amino acids. Lineage: Eukaryota; Metazoa; Chordata; Aves; Casuariiformes; Dromaiidae. Gene Ontology annotation, molecular function: protein binding. The record is from RefSeq and is a predicted model, not a curated record. The transcript is spliced from 5 exons.
GGCGCGCAGCCGGUAGCGGGCGCGCGCGCUGCCGCCGAGGCCGCGCGGCCUCGCAGGGCGCCCGCCGCCAUUUUGGCUGGGGCGCGUCGCUUCCGCCGCUGCGGAGUUAGCGGAGCGGGAGGGAGCGUGUCGGGCGCGGACGGCGCUGUCGGGCGAGGGAGGCGUCGGGGUCGGCUGCGGUGGAGGUGCUGAUGUGGCCGGAGCGGAGGCGCCAGCGCGGCCCGAGCCCCGGUUAAGGCGAAGCGCAGCAGGGAUCCGCCAGAAUGAAACGAGGAAGGAAAAUUAAUGAGGCUAACAACAGUUCAUCUGAAGAAACAGCUGAGAAAGAAUCCAAGAGACACAAGAUUACAGAUGAGAAAAACAUAGUUGUGCAGAGUCCUGAUUGGGCUAACCUGCUCCAAGACAUUAUCCUGCAGGUAUUUCAGUACUUGCCCCUUCUGGAUCGUGCUCAUGCAUCACAGGUCUGUCGGAGUUGGAACCAAGUGUUUCAUAUGCCUGAUCUCUGGAGAUGUUUUGAGUUUGAACUGAAUCAACCAGCGACAUCUUACUUGAGGGCUACACAUCCUGAACUAAUCAAGCAAAUAAUUAAGAGGCAUUCCAAUCAUCUGCAGUAUGUAAGCUUCAAGGUGGACAGUAGCAAGGAAUCUGCAGAAGCAGCUUGUGAUAUUUUAUCACAACUUGUGAAUUGCUCUCUGAAAACACUUGGGCUAAUUUCAACUGCCCGGCCAAGCUUCAUGGAUUUACCAAAGUCUCACUUUAUUUCUGCACUGACAGUGGUGUUUGUAAACUCCAAAUCCCUCUCUUCACUUAAGAUUGAUGAUACACCAGUAGAUGAUCCAUCUCUCAAAGUACUAGUGGCUAACAACAGUGACACGCUCAAACUGUUAAAAAUGAGCAGUUGUCCUCAUGUUUCUCCAGCUGGUAUCCUUUGCGUGGCUGACCAGUGUCAUGGUUUACGUGAGCUGGCACUGAACUACCAUCUGCUGAGUGAUGAGCUUCUGCUUGCUUUGUCUUCUGAAAAACACGUCAGAUUAGAACAUUUGCGUAUUGAUGUUGUCAGUGAAAAUCCUGGACAGACUCAGUUCCACACGAUUCAAAAAAGCAGCUGGGACGCUUUCUUCAAGCAUUCUCCAAAAGUAAAUUUAGUAAUGUACUUUUUCUUGUAUGAAGAAGAGUUUGACCCAUUCUUUCGUUAUGAAAUACCUGUCACUCACCUUUACUUUGGAAGAUCGGUAAGCAAAGAUGUACUCGGCCGCGUUGGGAUGACGUGUCCUCGGUUAGUCGAACUGGUUGUAUGCGCUAAUGGAUUACGGCCACUGGAUGAGGAGCUGAUUCGUAUUGCAGAACGUUGCAAGUAUCUGUCGGCCGUUGGCCUAGGAGAGUGUGAAGUCUCUUGCAGUGCCUUUGUUGAGUUUGUCAGGAUGUGUGGUGGUCGUCUCUCUCAGCUUUCUAUUAUGGAGGAAGUUUUGAUUCCUGACCAGAAAUACAGCUUAGAGCAGAUUCAUUGGGAAGUUUCAAAGCAUCUUGGUAGAGUCUGGUUCCCAGACAUGAUGCCCACAUGGUAAAGUCCUUAAAAGAUUUCAGGGCAGAUGGAAUAGCACCUUAAACCCAAGCUUACCAUAUUGCAAUUUAGUAUAUAAGCUUAUUUAAUACUGUAGUUUUUAUUGUAAGUCACUGCAUUGUUUUAUAGAAAAUGAAUUUCUUGUUUAAAAAUUAUUUCUGAAAUCCAGAUUUAAAAAUAGAACUUGUGAGUAGCACCAAAAUCUUUUUUUAUCCAAACAAAAUGUUUUCUGUUUAGAUUUGCUCUUUUCAUUGACAGUGACCACAAACUUGUAUAGAAAUAAAAAAUUAUUUACAAUAUUGAAAUGUACCUGCAAGAUAUCAGUAGUCCAUAUGCUGUCCAUAUUUAGAUGCUAAUACUGAACACAAAUUGGAUUUGAUCUUAAAAAUAGAUAAAAUUGCAUGCUUCUGUUGCAGACUAUAGCAUUUCUAAAUGCAGUCACCUAGAUGACAGGAUCAAGAUUAUACGGAAUAUUUAGUAAGCUGUAAAACAUGCACCUUCUUUUAUAUAAAAAUCAUAAGAGGCAAGAGCAAUACACAGUAAUAUAGUUUAGAUACUUAAAAUAUUAAAUUUACUACCUUUAUUCAACAAAUUAUUAAACCCCUCUAAAAUGUACUUAGAGUGUAAGCAAAUAGUAAUGAGAGUUAACAAAAGUUUUGUUUUGUUUUGUUUUCUUCUUAUGCAUUUUAAUGUAGUUUGCUUAUGGAGUCUCAGAUCCAUGCCUAAACCUGUUUUAAGGUAUUAUGUUCAGCUCAGGAAGCGAAAGCAUUCUGGGAAAAAAUGUAGAUAUAUUGUAUUUAAAAACAUGCUGGAGUUAAUGAGCUUUUCUUGCGCAUUAACCAGUUUUGUAGCAUAAGGUUAGACUGAACAGUGCAUGGUUUAUUAGAUGAACACUGCGAUGUUAAACAUGACGACAUGGAUGUGAAGAGCAUAGUGAGAGGAUAGAAAAUUAAAAUUUGAGUGAUGACCAAGAACCUUUUAACAAAAUCUUAGACGUAUUCGCUGCUUAAAAUUUUAGAAAAAUGGCUUUAUAACAGUUGCUUAAGCUGUAUAAACUACUUAUAUACUGUAAAUCUGUUUCAGAAAUGUUUAUAUAUAAAGUGAAUGUUUGAUAGAUGAUCAUUUUGUAUACCUUUUAAGCUGGUUCAAUCAUUUCAUAAUAUUUAAAAAUCUAAAAGCGGUAAACUUGCGUGAAUUAAGCAAUCAGUGAAGUAGAGCAAUACGCAGUAUUUUUUUUGAAUAUCGGUAAGUCCUUUUAUUAAAGAAAGUAUUAUAAUAGUCUGUAAGUGGCGUAGGCAACGUAUUGCCUGUGAUCUGGAUGUGGCUUGUGACUUCAUUUCUUAACACCAACAGUUACUUUAUUAUUAUUACAUUUUCUCUUUUGCAUUAUUGAUUGAUAACACUAAAAUAUUAAUGUGGCUGCUGAAUGUGUUUGAAAGAUGUGAUCAGCCAUCAGCAAGGCAAAGCCUCCCCAGUUCUGGGCUGUGUUGAACUUUGGUGGCUGCUUUUCAUUUGAGCUGUACAGCUAGUUCUACUAAUAAGUAGACUUUCUUUACUUUUGACUUUAGUAGAUGUUUAUCCAGAUAUAUAGGCCAACUGUAAUACACUUAUGAGCAUAUUUAAGUUCAUAAUUAUAUUUUGAGCAAGUGUUGCUCAGUGGACUGGAUGUCUUUACAGAGGAGUUGUAUGUUUCUGUAGAGUUUUGUGAUUUAAAAAUCUCAAUUAAAUGUGUUUUUGUAUUAGAAUUUGUUAAAUUAAUGUAAUACUAUAAUUUGCUUUUAUUUGUAUAAAAGGUGACAAUAUAUUUAGACCGUAAAAGUAAAAAAAGAAAAAGUUUUCUUGUA